AUGUUAGCAAGUAAUAGUAACAACAGUUUCCAUGACACUGCAACAACAAUAACACCUCCUGUCUUAUUAGGUAAUAGAGAAGGAGGAGAAGAUACACAACAACAACAAGAACGACAUGAAAGUCCUCCUGUCUUAUUAGGUAAUAGAGAAGGAGGAGAAGAUACACAACAACAACAACAAGAACGACAUGAAAGUUGGUGGAAGGAAGCAAAGCGUCAACUAUUGUUUUCACUGCCCAUGAUUCUUACGAAUCUGUUCUAUAACUUAAUCACUUUGGUUUCUGUAAUGCUUGCUGGCCACCUUGGUAAUCUUCAACUUGCUGGUUCCACUCUUGCUAACUCAUGGUUCAGUGGCACUGGUGUCUCUCUCAUGGUUGGAUUAAGUGGGACACUAGAAACACUAUGUGGGCAAGGAUUUGGUGCAAAGGAAUACCAAAUGCUGGGAAUUUAUCUCCAAUCCUCAUGCAUCAUAUCUCUUGUUUUCUCCAUCAUCAUAUCCAUGAUUUGGUUCUACACACAACACAUCUUAGUACUACUUCACCAAUCCCAAGACAUAGCAAAAACAGCAGCACUUUACUUGAAGUUCCUUUUCCCAGGCUUGUUUGCAUAUGGAUUCUUGCAAAACAUUCUUAGAUUUCUUCAAACACAAUCUGUUGUGACACCAUUGGCUAUUCUCUCAGCUAUCCCAUUGUUGAUUCACAUUGGCAUUGCAUAUGCAUUGGUUGAGAAGACAGGUUUGGGUUUUGUUGGUGCACCUAUUUCGGCUUCUAUUUCACUAUGGAUAGCUAUUGUUUUGUUGGCUUUGUAUGUUAUGUUUGGAAAGAAGUUCAAGUUGACAUGGAAAGGAUUUUCUACUCAAUCUUUUCAUUAUGUAUUGCCAAGUCUCAAACUUGCUCUACCUUCUGCAGCAAUGGUAUGUUUGGAAUAUUGGGCUUUUGAAGUCUUGAUUUUCUUAGCUGGACUAAUGCCUGAUUCAGAAAUAACCACUUCCUUAAUGGCAAUAUGUGCCAACACAGAAUUCAUUGCAUCCAUGAUCACUUAUGGUCUCAGUGCAGCUGCAAGUACCCGAGUUUCAAAUGAACUAGGAGCCGGCCACCCAAAUCGAGCGAAUCGCGCUAUGAGAGUGACUCUUACUCUCUCAGUUCUACUUGGUUUGUGCUUUGUUUUGACACUUGUGACUGGUCAUAAUAUAUGGAUUCAAAUGUUUAGUAGCAAUUCUAAAAUAAGAGAGGAGUUCGCUUCAAUAACACCCUUACUUGCGAUAGCCAUAUUACUAGAUGCUGUCCAAGGUGUCUUAUCAGGAGUGAUUAGAGGAUGUGGCAGGCAGCACUUGGCUGCAUAUGUCAACCUUGCAACUCUUUAUCUCAUUGGUUUACCAAUAUCAUGUCUUCUGGGAUUUAAGACUAAUUUGCAAGUCAAGGGUUUAUGGAUAGGGUUGAUUUGUGGGCUGGUUUGUCAAACUGGAGCACUAUUAUUUUUCACAUGUGCCACCUUUGCCACUAAUGAAGACGCAUUUGAGAGUCAGCGUCACAUGCGUCAUUUGGGGUUUGCAAUGGAGAUGGCUACGCAUAUCACAUUUGUUUAUCGCCAUCGGGGUUGGUUAGAGAAGGAUGCAGAUGGUGGGGUACAGUAUAAUGGUGGUUUACUGAGUAUCAUCGAGAGGGUGCAUGUUGAUACUUGUAAUCUAUUCCUUGUUGAAGGCUUGUUUCUAGAUUUAGGUUAUACUAGGUAUAAUGAAGUUUAUUGGUUGGAGCCAGGGAUGGAUUUAGCUAACAGGUUACGGGUGCUCAGAAGGGAUGCCGAUGUGGUUAAGAUGUGUGAUGCUGCACUGAGGAAUGAAAACAGGGUUCACUUGUAUUUUGAGCAUCCAGUUGAUAUGGAUCCAGAGUAUGUUGAUGAGGCUGAGGUUUUUGCUAACGAAGAUGUUGAGAUGCCUUGCUUAGAAGACCAGGAAAAUCAUGACCAGGAACCGCAACAAAACGAAGAGGAGGAAGGAUUUGAACAUACAGAAGUAGAGGGAGCUCCUUUAUUUAAUGAAGCAAAUGAACAAGAAGAUCUCCCACAGCACGAGGAGCAACAACAAGAAGAGGAUGAACCAACGUUGAAGAAAGGGGGUAUGAUGAAGCAUUGCCAGAGGAGGCUGGUACUGAAAACAUUUCUAAUCAAAGUCAGGCUGGAACAACUGAAAAUGAGGCCCCCAAUGAAGGAGACAAUCAGCAGACCCAUGUUGAAGACCAUGAGAGGCCAUCGAAUCCUGAAGAAGUUAAUGGCAGGGGAAGAAAACGCAGGAAGAAACAUGCGAGGCCCCCACCAUCUGGUAGAGAUCAACCUGCACCACAAAACAAUAGUGAAGGACAUGCUGGUUAGUAUAUGA
This is a messenger RNA of Arachis duranensis, 2373 nucleotides long. Its product is annotated as protein DETOXIFICATION 18-like. The transcript has 10 exons. The coding region runs from base 1 to 2373 and encodes 790 amino acids. Gene Ontology annotation, biological process: xenobiotic detoxification by transmembrane export across the plasma membrane. Gene Ontology annotation, cellular component: membrane. The record is from RefSeq and is a predicted model, not a curated record. Lineage: Eukaryota; Viridiplantae; Streptophyta; Magnoliopsida; Fabales; Fabaceae. Gene Ontology annotation, molecular function: antiporter activity; xenobiotic transmembrane transporter activity.